Columba livia (rock pigeon) is the source of this 1030-nucleotide messenger RNA. It is a transcript of the gene FGF18, whose product is annotated as fibroblast growth factor 18. The record is from RefSeq and is a predicted model, not a curated record. Gene Ontology annotation, molecular function: growth factor activity; fibroblast growth factor receptor binding. NCBI's taxonomy places the organism in Eukaryota, Metazoa, Chordata, Aves, Columbiformes, Columbidae. Gene Ontology annotation, cellular component: cytoplasm. Gene Ontology annotation, biological process: regulation of cell migration; animal organ morphogenesis; positive regulation of cell population proliferation.
GCCCGGGGGAGCAGCGGGGGGGGCACUUGCUGAUGAUCGGAAGUUACUGACAAUAAGCACCUUCAUCCCCCCCAAAGGCGGAGAGAGAGGGAGAGGAGGAGGAGGAGGAGAGACAGGGGGAGAGGAGAGCUGAUGCCUAAGCGAGUCACUCGGAGGAGGCAAAGCGGGCGGUACCACAACUUCUCGGCGACGCGGAGCGGCCGGAGCGGCGCGGAACGGAGCUCGGCGGCCGGAUCGCUCCCAUGUCAGGGCGGCGGUGGGGACCUGCACUCCGCUAGCGUGAAGCCACUGACCUCCCCCUCUCCUCGCCCAGCGAUGUAUUCACUGCUCUCCGCCUGCACUUGCCUAUGUUUACAUUUCCUGCUGCUGUGCUUUCAGGUACAGAUGUUUGCUGCCGAGGAGAACGUAGAUUUUCGGAUACACGUGGAGAACCAGACGCGAGCAAGGGAUGAUGUGAGCAGAAAGCAACUUCGGCUCUAUCAGCUUUACAGCAGGACAAGCGGGAAACACAUCCAAGUGCUCGGCAGGAGGAUCAGUGCCAAAGGAGAAGAUGGAGAUAAAUAUGCCCAGCUUCUAGUGGAAACAGACACUUUUGGCAGCCAAGUCCGGAUCAAAGGGAAGGAGACAGACUUCUACCUUUGCAUGAACAGGAAAGGCAAGCUCGUGGGGAAGCCUGAUGGCACCAGCAAGGAGUGUGUCUUCAUUGAAAAAGUCCUAGAAAACAACUAUACGGCACUGAUGUCAGCAAAAUAUUCAGGCUGGUAUGUUGGAUUCACUAAAAAAGGGAGGCCACGGAAAGGGCCCAAGACCCGGGAAAACCAGCAAGAUGUACAUUUUAUGAAGAGGUACCCAAAGGGGCAAGUGGAGAUACAGAAACCUUUCAAGUACACAACAGUCACCAAGAGGACUAAGAGAAUACGACCCACCAACCCCAGUUAAAAAUAGACAAAAAAGUGUCACAAUAAGAAACCACAAAAAAAAGAAAAAAAAAAAAAACUGCACCAGAGGAAUAUUUUUACAUUAAAAAUAA